AUGCUUAUUGGUUCAGGAACCAGCUUAUCUUUAUUUUCUAUUGGAUCAAUAAAUUUAUCUGAAAACGGAAAUGAUUUGUAUUUACAAAAAACUAGACUGGGUUGGAUAAUUGGGGGUGGUUUAGAUAUUUCUACUAAAUCUCGAACAUCAGUUGAUCCGAAAUGCAUGUUAUCUGAUUUAAAAAAUUUGAUAGAAACUUUUUGGUUUGUCGAAGAAAUUUCAAAUACAUCUUUUCUUUCUGUCGAGGAAGAAGAAUGUGAGACACAUUUCAAGAAACAUGUAACACGUAAUGAGAUUGGUCAAUACAUCGUAGCUUUACCUUUUAAAAAUAAUAUAAAAUUUACGGGAGAAUCAAAACAACAUGCAUUAAAAAGUCUCACUUCAUUACAAAAAAAAUUUAGAAUUGAUAAUGAAUUUAAAUUAAAGUAUGAAGCAGUUAUGCAAGAGUACCUUGAUUUAAAACAUAUGACACCACUUACAUCAAAAAUCGAUCACGAUGGUUUUUAUUUACCCCAUCAUGCAGUUUUCAAAGACACAAGUAACACUACUAAAUUCAGAGUAGUUUUUAAUCCGUCUGCCGUGACUUCUUCAGGAAUUUCACUAAAUGAAACUCUAAUGGUAGGCCCUACUAUACAAGAUGAUCUAUUUUGUUUAUUAAUUCGAUUCAGACUUUACAAAUUCGUUCUAUUAGGUGAUAUUGAAAAAAUGUACCGACAAUUUUUAAUUCGUGAAGAAGAUCGAAAAUAUCAAAAAGUUUUGUGGUUAGAAAAUGAUGAAAUAAAAGAAUUUCAAUUAAACAGAGUUACUUUCGGUUUUGCUCCUGCAUCUUUUUUAGCAAUCCGAUGCGUGCAUCAGUUAAUUGAAGAUGAAGGAACAAAUUUUCCAUUAGCCUCCAGAAUUCUUAAAAAAGAUUUAUACAUUGAUAAUCUUAUCACUGGUACAUUUACUGUUCAAGAAGCAUUAGAAGUUUAUAUAACUAACAUAUUAGAUUUGGCUAAAUUAAAUAUGAGACAAUGGGCUUCUAAUUCUAUGGAUAUAUUAGAUGGAAUAGAUAAGAAAAAUCUCGAUAAUGAAUUAAAUUUAAAUAAUGAUUCCGUUUUAAAAACUCUCGGUAUGUAUUGGAAAGCUAAAGAAGAUGCAUUCAUUUAUCGAGUUAAAAUUGAUUUAACAACCAAUAAAAUAACUAAAAGAUUUAUUCUUUCUGAAAUAGCUAAAUUAUUUGAUCCUUUGGGUCUUCUCGGUCCCAUUAUUUUCUAUGCAAAAUUAAUCAUGCAAGAAUUGUGGCAAUUAAAAGUUACAUGGGAUGAAUCAGUACCCUCUUCAAUUCAUUACAAUUGGACUGAAUUUUACAAUCAACUUAAUUCUCUAAAAAACAUUAAGUUCCCAAGACAAAUUUUAAUCGAUGAUUUCAAAACGAUCGAAUUACAUGGUUUCUCUGAUGCUAGUGAGAAAGGUUAUGGAGCUUGUUUAUAUAUACGUAGUGAAAAUGAUGAAGGGAAAUGUCAAUGCUCUCUUUUAUGUUCCAAGUCUCGUGUCGCUCCUCUAAAAAAACUCACUAUACCUAAAUUAGAAUUAUGCGGAGCAUUGUUGUUGACAAAUUUAUAUACGAAGGUCAUAAAAUCUAUUCCUAUUAAUAUAAAAUCGACAACUUUUUGGACUGAUUCUGAAAUAGUUUUACAUUGGUUACAUUCUAAUUCUAAUUCAUUAAAAACAUUUGUUGCUAACAGAGUUUCUGAAAUACAAAGUAAAACUAAAAUAAAUCAAUGGUAUCAUAUUCGUUCAAAGAAUAAUCCUGCUGACAAACUAUCACGUGGUUUAUUACCCGAAAAAUUGGUUACUGACAAUUUAUGGUUCAAUGGUCCAGAUUGUUCUUGCGAGAGUCUUCUUCGCCUUCUCAAGGGCCGUCCUGAAGACUCCGCAUCCUCCGCUGCCUGCAAUAUGGGUGGUUGA
Molecule: messenger RNA, 1950 nt
Organism: Leptopilina heterotoma
Lineage: Eukaryota; Metazoa; Arthropoda; Insecta; Hymenoptera; Figitidae
Exons: 2
Coding region: 1-1950 (649 amino acids)
Source: RefSeq, a predicted model, not a curated record